UAUUCUUUGACCAUCGUCAUCGGGAUUUGAUGUAUACCAUGACUCGCCUUCUGCAAGUUCUUAGAGGGCGUUCCUUAUAAGUUAACCCGCCAUCGGCCUAGAAUUUCUAAUCGGAUGUACUAUAUAUUUCCUUGUUUACUGAUAUAACAAGCUACAUCGCAUGGACUUUCUAAGAAUGGAUAGAGCAAGUGCUCUUCCCCAGGUUGUACCCACCCAUCUCGCAUCCAUCGAUCUAUGAAGCUAACCAAUCAUCUACUUCUUAUUUGUCUUCACUGUCGCUGCUUGAUAUAAACAUCUCAGUUCAUUCAUAUUCAUUUGUUCAUCGAAGGGCGCAGUAUAACUUCUUAAAGUGGGUUUUGAUCAUAAGUUACAAGUCUCAGUCGUGACUCAUGCUCCGAUGAGAACCCCUAUAAAAAGGGGCUUGUAUUGAAAGAGACGUCGUUGUUGAUCUCGAGACUAUCAGCACAUUCAUCGGCUAGAUAUCUUUGAUGAGGACUAGCGUUUUCUCAUAUUUUAUCCAAAGUCAUAACCAGACAACCUCACCGGUUGAGAAGGGAAUUUCAAAUAAUUCAAGAUGCCUUCCGUCGACCUAGAAUAUCCCAAGCAACCUUACAGCAAGGUCAACCGAUAUGACUCACGAGCAUCCUACGCCCUGGAGACCAUCCACCAGAUCGUCAACACGUGCCCCAUCCUCCACGUCUCCUUCACAGUCCCCAACUCCCCCUUUCCCACGAUCCUGCCCAUGAUAGGGCAGAUGGGCUCGUUCGCGCGCCCCAGCGCCGACACGGGCGACGUGCUGGAGCUGUACCUCCACGGCUACGUGUCCUCGCGCAUCAUGAACCUCACGCGGAAGGCCGACGGCAACAGUGGCGAGGACAAGAAGGAGGGGGACGAGGAGGGCCUGCCGCUGUGCGUCGCGGCCAGCCACGUAGACGGCUUCGUGCUCUCGCUCACGCCCAACUCGCACAGCUACAACUACCGCUCUGCGGUGCUGUUCGGGCACGCGACGCUCGUCAGCGACCCCGAGGAAAAGGAAUACGUCAUGCGGCUCAUCACCGACGCCGUCGUGCGCGACCGGUACCGGCACACCCGCGUCCCGCCCAACGGCGCCGAGAUGCAGAGCACGAGCGUGCUGCGCGUCAAGAUCGCGGCCGGGAGCGCGAAGAUUCGGUCCGGGCUACCGAAGGACGAUAAGGCGGACUUGGAGAACGGGGAGUUGUUGGAUAAGGUGUGGACCGGCGUACUGCCGAUUCAUUAUACGAUUGGUGAGCCGGUUCCCGGGGAGUAUAAUAGGGUUGAGGAGGUCCCGGGAUAUUUGCGGGAGUUUAGGGAGGAGUUUAAUCGCGAUGCGAGGGAGAGUGCGAGGGAGGCGGCGACGGUGGUUAGGAAGGGGGCUAAGUCGAAGUUUGAUGAUUGAAUAUUUGGUGACGUGAUGGUUUUGACGUUGACUGGGUAGGUAUUUAUGGUAUCUGGUUGAUGAUAUACAGUCUUCGAUAGCAAGCUUAUUGCAUUAUAAUUGUAACAUUGGCAUAGUAGCUUGAUUUGUUUCCCGCUCCG
Molecule: messenger RNA, 1557 nt
Organism: Annulohypoxylon truncatum
Lineage: Eukaryota; Fungi; Ascomycota; Sordariomycetes; Xylariales; Hypoxylaceae
Exons: 2
Coding region: 575-1417 (280 amino acids)
Source: RefSeq, a predicted model, not a curated record